ACGCAAUUUCAGAGAAAUUCGCCGACAUACUUUUACUUUUGCUAUUUUUAAACCAAAUAUUCAUCACUAACUCUCCAACCACAUAAGUCGCCACGCUACUUUUUGGAUUAUAAAAGGUAAAAACUCGGAACCCAAGCAGGUUCAUUCAGACAACUCAAUAUAGUGCAACCUUUGCUGUGGUAGUGGAAGCACACAAAGAGCACAACGUUACAUAUAGUAACUAUGGCGAGAGUGGGUAGAAUGAAACUUGGUUCAGAAGGGUUUGAAGUGUCUAUGCAGGGACUUGGGUGCAUGGGCAUGUCUGCAUUCUAUGGUCCUCCUAAGCCAGAGCCCGAUAUGAUUGCACUCAUCCACCACGCUGUCCAAAGCGGUGUCACUUUUCUUGACACUUCUGAUGUCUAUGGCCCUCACACCAAUGAACUCCUUCUGGGAAAGGCUUUGAAGGGAGGGGUUAGAAAGAAGGUUGAAUUGGCUACCAAGUUUGGAAUCAGCUAUCCUGAAGGGAAAUGGGAGAUCCGUGGUGAUCCAGCAUACGUGAGGGAUGCUUGUGAGGGCAGUUUAAAGAGGCUUGGUAUCGAUUGCAUCGAUCUCUAUUACCAACAUCGUAUUGAUACUCGUGUGCCUAUUGAAGUCACGAUUGGGGAGCUUAAAAAACUUGUUGAGGAAGGCAAAAUAAAAUACAUUGGUCUGUCUGAGGCCUCGGCUUCAACAAUCAGAAGAGCACAUGCAGUUCAUCCGAUAACAGCUGUGCAGUUGGAGUGGUCACUAUGGUCAAGAGAUGUGGAGGAGGAAAUAGUUCCAACAUGCAGGGAACUUGGUAUUGGAAUUGUUGCAUAUAGUCCUCUUGGGCGAGGAUUCUUGUCAUUGGGAACAAAGUUGCUUGAGAAUUUGGCACAAGAUGACUUCCGGCAGACUCUGCCUAGAUUUCAACCUGAAAAUUUGGAGCAGAACAAGACAAUAUUCGCAAGGGUUAAUGAACUGGCUGCAAAGAAGAGAUGUACACCAUCUCAGCUUGCAUUGUCCUGGGUUCAUCACCAAGGAAAAGAUGUGUGCCCUAUUCCUGGAACCACCAAACUUGAGAACUUCAAUCAGAACAUUGGGGCUUUGUCUGUCAAACUAACACCAGAAGAAAUGGCGGAACUUGAGUCCCUUGCUGCUCUAGAUGCUGUCAAGGGUGAUAGAUAUGCGGAUGAUGGUUUAUCUACGUGGAAGGACUCUGAAACUCCACCACUUUCUUCUUGGAAAGCUGCAUGAUGAAGUGCAUUGCUUAAUGCUUAUACAUGUGAUCCUUAAAUAUUUGAUGGUGCUACUUUAAGAAACAGAUUAGUCCGAGGGACAUGCCUUCGGAUUCAAAAGGAAUAUGGCUAUAUAAGCCUUUAUAGUUUCUAGCAGUUGAUGUGUCUUUAUUAGUGGUUUGAACUUUGAACUCUAUAUGUGUACGUAUAAUAUCAAAAUAAAUGAUGGUUAUGGCCUGACUUUUACUUAA
Glycine soja is the source of this 1486-nucleotide messenger RNA. Its product is annotated as probable aldo-keto reductase 2. Gene Ontology annotation, cellular component: cytoplasm. Bases 223 to 1254 code for a protein of 343 amino acids. The record is from RefSeq and is a predicted model, not a curated record. NCBI's taxonomy places the organism in Eukaryota, Viridiplantae, Streptophyta, Magnoliopsida, Fabales, Fabaceae. The transcript has 5 exons.